Messenger RNA from Struthio camelus australis, 1907 nucleotides. RefSeq names its product CD247 molecule (gene CD247). The record is from RefSeq and is a predicted model, not a curated record. Gene Ontology annotation, cellular component: alpha-beta T cell receptor complex; membrane. Gene Ontology annotation, biological process: T cell receptor signaling pathway. Gene Ontology annotation, molecular function: transmembrane signaling receptor activity. Lineage: Eukaryota; Metazoa; Chordata; Aves; Struthioniformes; Struthionidae.
UAGAAACCAUCAGGUGAACUAAAAAAAGAAAAAAAUGUUGAAAAGAGAAAAGAAAGAAAAAUACAAAAGGAAACCCCAAACAUCAAUAUCCAAGCAUAUAAAACCCAAACCUCUGAAGCUGCCUGGUUGUGAGGCAGAGGAAGGUGCGUGUGUUUCGGCUAUGCUGCCGGCAGGUGGACUCUGAAAGGCCUUAUAGAACUGGUGCUUCCUGUGGAGGCAGGCAGAAGAACAAAGCUCGUGGAGGUGCCUUUUCUCCUCCUUGCCCUACUCUGCUAAACUGUGGCCUCCAAUUCCCUGACAACGCCCAGGGGAGCGAGAUGAAGUGGAAGAGGAUUGUUACCAUUGCUCUCCUGCAGGCACUGCUCCCAAUUACAGAUGCUGUACCAAUUCUUGGACUGACAGACCCAAGACUCUGCUACUUGCUGGAUGGAUUCCUCUUCAUUUACGCAGUCAUCAUAACAGCACUUUUCGUGAAAGCUAAGCUCAGCCAAGCCCCUGAGCCACAGCUGCAGCCAGGCCAGGACGAUGUGUAUAAUAAACUGUCUCGCGGGCACAGAGAUGAAUAUGACGUUCUGGGGGCAAAAAGAGGUGUAGACCCGGAGAUGGGUGGGAGACACCAGCAGAGAAGAAAGACCCCUCAGGACACCGUCUACACUUCACUGCAGAAGGACAAGAUGGGCGAGGCGUACAGUGAAAUUGGAAAGAAGGGAGAGCAGCAGAGGCGGCGAGGCAAAGGGAACGAUGGUGUUUACCAGGGGCUCAGUGCAGCAACCAAGGACACAUAUGACGCUCUCCAGAUGCAGCCUUUGCCCCCCCGCUAAGUGGGAGUCACAGAGGGGAUGGGCAAAAGUGAGAAAUGCCCACCUGCUUUAGGGAAGGAGAGAAGGGAAAGCCUUUUUUUUGAUCCAAAACAGGCACUGGGUAUUUUCUCAGUGCAGCAAACCACUUUGGUUUGUGCACAGAGGGAAUACAUCUGGACUUGGUCAGCCUCUUCUCCUUUCCCUCUUGAAUCAUGUAACUGCAAGCUUUAGCUAUUAAAGUGUACAUAUCUGUAAAGUUACCUCCAAUGAUAGUGGUUAUUAGGCAGAUUUUUGUAAGAUUUGUGUUGUGGGACCAGAUCAGAUCCCUGGGUUCUCCUAUUGCCUGAUCUGUUUCCCUAGCGCUCACUUGCCUUCCAGGGGUAUCAAGUCAUGUAAUUAUGAUUUUGUUGCAUGUAAAGACCCUUGUAAAGAUAAGGCUGUAGUUAUUUCCUGCGUUAUUUAUGAUAAAAACAUUUGACAUAGGCCAGCUAAACUUUUGGUUUAAAUUUACCUUUUAGAAAUUAACAGGGGACAGGGUUUUUUUUUUCUUUAACUGUAAAAAGUGAUGUAAUGUUACUGUGUUUAAGGACAGAGGCUAAAGGCCAGCUGUACCUACCUGUUCAGUAUUAAGAAAAUCAGCACUUAGCUCCAACAAAAGGUCAAGUAACGGCAGUGCCACACAUUCAGCAAAUGGAACUAAAUAAAGGCCAGGUAAUCGGUGUAAGAAAUUUCUCAGAAGGCAGAAGAUACCCCUGUUACUGUGAAAACAAGGAGAACCGACUCUAAAAGCGAGUAAUAUUGAAGAAGCCAGGGAACCACGUACUAGAGAACACCAUUUGGCUAAAGGAUACAUUUGCUUCACUUCUGCCCCUCUUAUUAGCAACAUCUACAAACAUCACUGCACAACAGUCUCCCGGUGUAAGAAUUGUUGUUAUAAUUCUAAUGUUAAAAAAAAAAAACCCACCAACAUAAUCAUUUGCUGGCAACAGCUGCUUUGCACUCAAGGCAACAGAAAUGCAGUUUCAAAACCAGUCUACCAUCAGGGUACUAUUAAAAGAUAAUGCAGAUGUCAUUCCAAAGUGAUAGCAGUCAAUAAUGUAAUGCAUU